This is a messenger RNA of Monomorium pharaonis (pharaoh ant), 881 nucleotides long. Its product is annotated as EKC/KEOPS complex subunit TPRKB-like. NCBI's taxonomy places the organism in Eukaryota, Metazoa, Arthropoda, Insecta, Hymenoptera, Formicidae. The transcript has a single exon. The record is from RefSeq and is a predicted model, not a curated record. Gene Ontology annotation, cellular component: EKC/KEOPS complex; nucleus; cytosol. Gene Ontology annotation, biological process: telomere maintenance via recombination; tRNA threonylcarbamoyladenosine modification. The coding region runs from base 215 to 757 and encodes 180 amino acids.
GUAAAGUCAACAUUCUUUUUUUUUUUGUAUUAUUUCGUCGUGCCCACGCGCUGCGUUUCGUUCAGAACCGCACGCGUUUUCUAGGCGACCUGUCACCUGUCAGUUGAAGCACGACACGCGUACACAGAUCGCGCAUUUUCUACCGGAGCUUGAUCAUCCGAGCGUUGGUUGUUUCAUUCAUAAUUGUCGACGGUAAUCGUUGUGAACAGUCGAUAUGGAUGAUUGCAGCGUCGAGUUGGAUCAGGAGACCGGAUUGUACUGCACGCUGCGCCUGUUUACCGGGGUCACAAACACCCCGGAGAUACGCGAGAAGCUCGUCGCCGGACAGCUGCGCUGUUGCAUGAUGAAGGCUUCCCUCGUGGUUGAUGCCCUCCAGGCGGUGGUGGCCGCCAAUAAGGCUGCCCUCAGCGCGAAGCGAGGUCAACUGAUCACGAGGACCGUGUACACGGAGAUUCUGUUCUACCUCUCCAUGUCGAAGAACAUAUCUCGUUCCCUGGCUGAGUUUGGUAUUGGGACCAAUGACAGAAACAUUUUGGCGAUAUUGAUACACAAGCCUGGCGAGGAGCUCUCCAUGCUAGAGGAGGUCUCGAGCAAUAUCGAGGGGGAGAGCAUACCAAUUUCAAGGCUGCAGAAGUUCACGGACGUGAAUCUGAUCAGAAAGACUUAUAAGAUCGACGAGGAUGAAUUGCGCAUCUCCAGUCUCACUGAUGCAGUUGUCUCGAGGAUCAGUUGUAAGGAGUUUGUAUUAUCGAAAUAGGAAGGCCCAACGAGCAGAUGGUAGCGAAAGAUGUCUGUACAUCUGUGUCAAUUAUUACUAAUGAUAAGAAAGAAACUUUAUUUAUGGAAUAUGAAUAUAUUAAGUAAACGGAUAUGUUUCAACA